AUGGAAUUCUGCGAAAAGAAAGGAUAUAAGCCAGAAGUCGACAUCAGCUAUGUCGAUAAUAAGGGCAGAGAGCUCGAGUCGAAGGACGCCUUCCGGCAGCUCUCGUGGAAAUUCCACGGCAAAAUGCCGGGCAAGAAGCGCAGGAGAAGCGUGCUCGACAAAUCGAUCAGAAGGAGCUGCUCAAGAACUAUCAAAGCAGUUCGGAUACUCCUCGGAACAUUGGCCCGCCAGAGGAAGAAGCAGGAACAACUCCAGACGCCCUAUCUCGUCCUUUCCGGCAAUGUCAAUCAUGCCCACUUCAAGAAGGAA
Molecule: messenger RNA, 309 nt
Organism: Mesorhabditis spiculigera
Lineage: Eukaryota; Metazoa; Nematoda; Chromadorea; Rhabditida; Rhabditidae
Source: the annotation of a GenBank genome assembly